CUUUAAUAUAAGAAUGGGAGUCAAUUGUUGCACUGAAGGCGAUCUCUAUAGAGAUACUGAGAAAGAAAUGAAAGUUCCUAGUAUUGGGAAGAAGGGCAAAAAUAAGCCAGUCGAAAUUGACGAUAUGACAGACGAUGAGACAGCCAGACCUAGUUCACCAAAUAAAAAAGAACAUAAGGUCGAGCCUGAUAAAGAUUAUAAACUUGUCGAAUUUGGGCACCACGGAAGCGCUCCUGCUGAGACCAUUGUGGAGAAAACCAGGGUUGUCAAGCAAGGAAAGAAAGUUAGAAAAUAUAACUACAAGACAAUCGAGAUUUCAGAGGAAGAUCUGACUUACACUUUGUCAAAGAUCCGGGAUGUCAUCGAACAAGUUGGUGAAUUCAAUUAUGGAGAUCUUGUAAGUGAGGACAAAAGUAAAAAGAGCAAAAAGAUUCCUGAGUCUCUGAGCCCAAGUAAAACUACAGUAUUAGAUUUAAACACUCCAAGAGAGAUGUAUGAUACCUGAAUCAUGGUGGACGGCAGUAAGUAUAAGGGACAGUUUUUGAAAGGAGGUACUAUUAAAGAUGGCAUUGGUCAAAUGAUCUAUCCCGACGGCUCACUUUUUGAAGGUCUCUUUAAGGAUGAUGACACUGUGAAGGGUCGAUAUAUAUUUACUAAUGGAACUGUGUACACUGGGAAGAUGAAGAAUCAUAAAAUGCAUGGGAAAGGUGUUCUCAAAUUCGGGAAGAAAGUUGUCUAUAAAGGUAGAUUCAUUAAUGGAGAGAAAUGUGAUAAAUUAAAGUCUCUGCCAACCAAACUGAAUAAAAAUUUAAAUGCUACGGAAGAGGAUGCUACACCACCAGCAAAAUCUGUGCAAUGGGAUUUUAAUAAGUGGUAG
Molecule: messenger RNA, 877 nt
Organism: Moneuplotes crassus
Lineage: Eukaryota; Ciliophora; Spirotrichea; Euplotida; Euplotidae
Source: the annotation of a GenBank genome assembly